Molecule: messenger RNA, 1212 nt
Organism: Peronospora matthiolae
Lineage: Eukaryota; Oomycota; Peronosporomycetes; Peronosporales; Peronosporaceae
Source: the annotation of a GenBank genome assembly
AUGCUGCCGUACCGUCGUGACAGCGCGUUGGAGCUGCGCGUGGGCAAGAAGUUCCGUCUGGGCCGCAAGAUCGGCAGCGGCUCGUUUGGGGACAUUUACUUGGGCACGAACAUGACGUCGGGCGAAGAGGUCGGGAUCAAGCUCGAGUCGGUCAAGAGCAAGCACCCGCAGCUGCUCUACGAGUCGAAGAUCUACAAGAUUCUCAAUGGCGGACUGGGGGUCCCGACGCUGCGGUGGUUUGGCGUGGAAGGCGAGUACAAUGUCAUGGUGAUUGACUUGCUGGGGCCGUCGCUCGAGGACCUGUUUAACUACUGCGGACGUCGCUUCCAGCUCAAGACUGUGCUCAUGAUUGCGGACCAGCUGCUCUGCCGCAUUGAGUACUGCCACUCGAAAAACUUCAUCCAUCGAGAUGUCAAGCCAGACAAUUUCUUGAUUGGGCUGGGCAAACGCGCGCAGAUUGUCCACAUUAUUGACUUUGGCUUGGCCAAGAAGUAUCGUGACCCCCGGACGCACCAGCACAUUCCGUACCGUGAGAACAAGAACCUCACGGGCACGGCUCGUUAUGCGUCGAUUAACACCCACGUUGGGAUUGAGCAGAGUCGUCGUGACGACCUCGAGUCGUUGGGGUACGUGUACAUGUACUUCAUCCGUGGGAGUCUACCGUGGCAAGGCCUCAAGGCGAAUACGAAAAAGCAAAAGUACGAGAAGAUCAUGGAGAAAAAGAUGAACACGCCGAUCGAGGUGCUGUGCAAGGGCUACCCGGCCGAGUUCCGUGCUUACUUUGAGUACUGCCGUGCCUUGCGCUUUGAUGACAAGCCCGACUACGCUUACCUCAAGCGUCUGUUUAAGGAGCUGUUUUUCCGCAAGGGCUUUCAGUUUGACGCGAUGUUUGACUGGACUGUUCUGAACCUGCGUAGCGGCCGUCGGGAGCGUGGCACUGGUGCGGAAGGUGAGCGCAGUGCUCGUGCGGAUACGCACCAGGAGGCUCCUCGUGAUGGCCGUCAGGUCACUUCGCAGAACCGUGUGUACGUCUGUGACGAGGCGAAGGAGAAUGACGGUCAGAUGCAAGCACAGCAGGCGUAUCGCUCGGCGGGCACUCGUGACGACAGACAAGCGGCGAUGGAUGCAGGCUACUCUGCCCCUCGUGUGGCUACUGGCGCUAGCCAUGAUGGUCUUGUCGAUGCCAAGCCAGCGAGUCGACAGCGCUACUGA